Trichomycterus rosablanca is the source of this 1762-nucleotide messenger RNA. RefSeq lists its product as uncharacterized. Gene Ontology annotation, biological process: negative regulation of T cell proliferation; T cell costimulation; positive regulation of T cell proliferation. Lineage: Eukaryota; Metazoa; Chordata; Actinopteri; Siluriformes; Trichomycteridae. Gene Ontology annotation, cellular component: external side of plasma membrane. Bases 236 to 1609 code for a protein of 457 amino acids. The transcript is spliced from 10 exons. The record is from RefSeq and is a predicted model, not a curated record.
AAGUCCGUCGUCCUGCCCUGUUCCUGCACUAAACUACAACACACAACAGAAAAGCUCACAUGGUCCAGAGGACAGAACCAAACGCUACACAGGAAGAGUUUGGCUGGUUCAUCCUCCAGAUUCAGGAGACUUCUCUCCGCUCAUAUCUAACCUGACUGAGGAGGAUGGAGGGGUGUACAGGUGUAAAAUCGGCAAUAGUUCUAAAUAUAUUCAGCUCAACGUAACAGACACAGAGAUGCCAACUUCUUUAAUCAUCGGUGCUGCUGUGGGGGGUCUGCUGCUCUUGAUGGGACUUGGUGUGGUCAUCUACUGGAGAUACAGAGGACGGAGAGACGGACAGACAGGAAGCCGAGAGAAACAACCAGGACAACAGGAAGCACAGGAUUAUAACGUCAUGUUUUUACACAUUGGUUACAUUCAUGACAGGAACGGUAGUUAUUCAUUACACAAGGUUAUAUCGACCACAGUCAUGGACAAAUUUAGUAUCUUCAAUUCACCUCACUUGCACGUCUUUGGACUGUGGGAGGAAACCGGAGCACCCAGAGGAAACUCACGCAGACACGGGGAGAACAUGCAAACUCCAAGGACCCGGACCGCCCCACCUGGGGUUCGAACCCAGGACCUUCUUGCUGUGAGGCGACAGUGUUACCCACUUAGCCACCGAGAGAUGCAGAUGUUUGUUCUUCUCUUCCUGUCAGCGCUUCAUCUUACUGAAGGCUGCAGUGAACUGAAGCAUCAGAGAAAAGUGACGGGAUUUGUGGGACAGUCCGUCGUUCUGCCCUGUUCCUACACUGAAUCACAGCCAACAACAGAAGAGCUCACAUGGUUUUUUGUAAACAAGAAUUGUACACAAAUUUACGCAAAUAACAAAACCGAGCGCUACACAGGAAGAGUUCAGCGGGUUCAUCCUGGUGAUUCAAGAAACUUCUCUCUGCUCAUAUCUAACCUGACUGAGGAGGAUGGAGGGGUGUACAGGUGUAAAAUCGGCAAUAUUUCUAAAUAUUUUCAGCUCAACGUAACAGUUUGCAGUAAACUGAAGCGUCAGAAAAAAGUGAUGGGAUUUGUGGGACAGUCCAUCGUUCUGCCCUGUUCCUACACUGAACCACAGCAAAGAGCAAAAAACAUCACAUGGCUUUUAAGAAAUCAUAACUGUCAUCAUACAAAAAUCUACCCAGAGGACAGAACCAAGCGCUACACAGGAAGAGUUCAGCUGCUUCAUCCUGGUGAUUCAGGAAACUUCUCUCUGCGCAUAUCUAACCUGACUGAGGAAGAUGGAGGGGAGUACAGGUGUAAAAUCGGCAAUAUUUCUAGAAAUAUUCAGCUGAACGUAACAGACACAGAGAUGCCAACUUCUUUAAUCAUCGGUGCUGCUGUGGGGGGUCUGCUGCUCUUGAUGGGACUUGGUGUGGUCAUCUACUGGAGAUACAGAGGACGAAGAGACGGACGGACAGGAAGCCGAGAGGAACAACCAGGACAAAGGGGGCAGCAGGAGGCACAGGAUGAUGUUUUGUACUCUACUGUCGUCCACAACAACACGACCAGAACAACAACAACAAAUGCAUGGAUCGAACUUGGAGAGACUGAAUACGCCACAGUCAACCUGAAUUAACACACACACACACACACACAUGUACACACACACACACAUACUCUGUUAAGGAUGAAUCUUUUAGUUCAAAAGGUCCUGAAGAAAGCAAUCGGGAAGUCCAGAAAGUACUCUUUAAAACACUUUAUUAAGUGUAAAAAUGAUCUGUGAAUAUAU